This is a messenger RNA of Lactuca saligna, 312 nucleotides long. NCBI's taxonomy places the organism in Eukaryota, Viridiplantae, Streptophyta, Magnoliopsida, Asterales, Asteraceae. The record is from the annotation of a GenBank genome assembly.
AUGGCUGGACGAAACAAACACACAUGGACUAUUGAAGAAGAUGCAAAGUUAAUUGAAACAUUGUUGGAGUUACAUGUCUCUGGAAAGUAUGGUGGUGCCGAUAACGGAUUCAAACGCGGUUAUUUGAAGGCAGUGCAACAACUACUAGAUGUAAGUCUUCCUAACUCGGGUUUGAAAGCAGAGCCUCAUAUUAAAUCGAGGAUGAAGACAUGGAAAAACCAUUUCAACAUCGUGCAAGACAUGGUAUACGGAACAAACACGAAUGAAUUCGGCUGGGAUACGGAUAAAUGUUGUGUUACCGUCGAUGCUUAA